ACAAUUGACACUUGACAGUGACUAGCGACAAACAGACAGCCAAAUUGGAAUUUCUAUGUAAAAUAUUUUCAAUUUUCAUCAAACUUCGUAAAUACUAAUAAUUUGUAGCUGUACAGCAUAAAACUGAUCGUUAAAGAAAAAAGAUCACGAUGCCGCGAUAUCACACUGUAGAAAUUAAUAAAACGGAAUGGAUUGUACCCGAAAGAUACCAAAUGCUUACACCUGUAGGAUCUGGGGCUUAUGGUCAGGUUUGCUCAGCAAUUGACUCCUUGCAUAACAUGAAGGUAGCAAUAAAGAAAUUAGCAAGACCAUUUCAGUCGGCAGUGCAUGCUAAGCGCACAUACAGGGAGUUGAGAAUGUUGAAGCACAUGAACCAUGAAAAUGUUAUUGGCCUGCUAGAUGUAUUUACUCCCGAGAAGAAUCUUGAAGAGUUCCAACAGGUAUACUUGGUGACCCACCUGAUGGGGGCAGACUUGAACAACAUCAUCCGCACUCAGAAGUUGUCCGAUGAUCAUGUGCAGUUCCUUGUUUAUCAGAUCCUUAGAGGGCUCAAGUAUAUUCAUUCAGCUGGAAUUAUUCACAGGGACCUCAAACCUUCAAACAUUGCUGUCAAUGAGGAUUGUGAGUUGAAAAUAUUAGAUUUUGGUUUAGCAAGACCAACUGAAAUUGAGAUGACAGGAUAUGUGGCCACAAGGUGGUACAGGGCACCCGAGAUCAUGCUUAAUUGGAUGCACUAUAAUCAAACCGUAGAUAUCUGGUCUGUGGGUUGCAUUAUGGCUGAACUACUCACCGGUAGGACACUUUUCCCUGGUACAGACCAUAUUGACCAUCUCACAAGAAUAUUGUUUUUGUGCGGAAAACCUGAUCAAGAAACUAUUGACAAAAAAUUAAGUGAAGAGGCACGCAACUACAUCCAGUCGCUGCCCACGCUGAAGCGGCGCGACUUCCGCGAAGUGUUCCGCGGCGCCAACCCGCUCGCCAUCAACCUGCUCGAGCUCAUGCUGGAGCUCGAUGCUGACAAACGCAUCACGGCAGAGCAAGCGCUGGCGCACGAGUACCUGGCGCAGUACGCGGACCCCACGGACGAGCCCGUGUCCGCGCCCUACGACCAGAGCUUCGAGGACAUGGAGCUGCCCGUCGACAAGUGGAAAGAGCUCGUGUGGCAAGAAGUGGUAGAGUUCAAGCCGCAUCCGCAACACAUGAAUACAGUCAUCGAAGUUAACCCUUCAUAAUUACCAAUCGCGAAUCAUUAUUGCGAAUAGAAAGCUAACAUUAUUUCAAAGGCAAUAUUUUUAUAUGAUUAUAACGCCAUAGGUCGUUACAAAUAAACGGGCUAUAAGUUCUAAGAGUCAAUUUUCAUACGUAUUACAAUAUACGUGGUAAAAACGUAAGUUUUAUCGGUCAGUAUGUUAUGUUAUAA
Messenger RNA from Maniola jurtina (meadow brown), 1420 nucleotides. It is a transcript of the gene P38mapk, whose product is annotated as mitogen-activated protein kinase p38b. Lineage: Eukaryota; Metazoa; Arthropoda; Insecta; Lepidoptera; Nymphalidae. The coding region runs from base 150 to 1232 and encodes 360 amino acids. Gene Ontology annotation, biological process: protein phosphorylation; intracellular signal transduction. Gene Ontology annotation, molecular function: MAP kinase activity; ATP binding. The transcript has 9 exons. Gene Ontology annotation, cellular component: nucleus; cytoplasm. The record is from RefSeq and is a predicted model, not a curated record.